AUGCCUGGACCUCCAGGAUUCUCAUGCACCUCAUUGCCUCCACAAUAUCAAAUUGACUGUUACAAAAAACGCUGCCAUGAAGUUUACACUUCUCUUGCAUCAGAACCGGCUCUACAAACGCCGAAUUCCGUUCAAAAAACGCCCAGCUCUGCUCAACGAAAACCUAAUGCUGCUCAGCAGAGUCCUGGAUUAGAUAGAGGCUGUAUCAGCGUAGCCCCCGAAGUCCAGCUCGAAUGUUACCGUAAUGAUUGUCCAAUUUCGGAUCCUAUUGGUCAUUCGUGCGGCACUUUACGACUGGACUAUCAACUACAAUGCUACAAAGCGCAUUGCGAUAACAACAACUUUCUUAGCGCCAAAAUUCCUGUACUUCAAACUCUACAGGGUGGAUGUGCAACCGCAGCACCAGAAAUCAGGAAGAAUGCUUCCAAAAAGAAUGUUUUAAAUUAUUCUGUGCUCCACUCCCAAUGCAGUGGAAUAUUGGACGGUUCUAGUGCGUCAGGAAGUUCAGAUGAUGAUGGCUCGAGUGCUUCUGGUAGCUCGGAUGAUGAUGGAGUCAAUGGCCCAGAUGGUAAGGGAGGAUUAACUCCUGGGUGUCAUUGA
Botrytis fragariae is the source of this 600-nucleotide messenger RNA. RefSeq lists its product as uncharacterized. Bases 1 to 600 code for a protein of 199 amino acids. The transcript has 2 exons. Lineage: Eukaryota; Fungi; Ascomycota; Leotiomycetes; Helotiales; Sclerotiniaceae. The record is from RefSeq and is a predicted model, not a curated record.